Zingiber officinale is the source of this 1477-nucleotide messenger RNA. RefSeq lists its product as uncharacterized. The transcript has 2 exons. The record is from RefSeq and is a predicted model, not a curated record. The coding region runs from base 25 to 1308 and encodes 427 amino acids. Lineage: Eukaryota; Viridiplantae; Streptophyta; Magnoliopsida; Zingiberales; Zingiberaceae.
GAUCGAUGUGGCUACUUUCCGUCCAUGCGCAUCGGCAACAACUUCCAGCUGCUCGAUCACCCAGCCAAACUACAAAAAAGUGAAUCGGCUUUCCGUCCCAGAUCCCAAUUCCAUUUUCAAUUCCAUUUGUUGUGGUAUUUGGGCGAAUUUACACUCCCUUCUGUUCCCUUCCUCGUCACGCCAAAACCCUUCCUUUUGUCUUCACCCUUCCUUUUGUCUUCCAUGGAUAGGCUCGUCUCCUCCACGUUCUCUUCUCGGACGGCUGCACCCCUGCGCCACCAUCUCACUAGGGUUCGCCCUUUCCAUCCGCUUCGAUCCCCCUCCGAUCUAAAGUUUGGGCCUUGGUUGACCCCGCGUCGGCCCUUCAAGGUCGAUGCAUCGUUGAUCUCCAGACGGGACGGGCCGCUUCCUGGCCUCACGCGCCCUUCUGCCGCUCUGAUUUCUCGGUCGCAGGGUGAAUCCGUCGGUGGUAGAGGAGAAUCGGAAGGGGUUUCUGCACGAAAGGUUGCACGAUCAGUUGUGGUUGCCCUUUCAGUAAUUAUACUUGCAGUAGUCCAACCUAUUCUAGCGCAACCUUCAUUUGCAACAGUGCAGUCUGCCGCAAAAUCCAGUGAACACUUCAUCAAAUCUGAGUUACUAAGCAGUGCUUGGACUGGCUUUUUUGCUGGUUGCCUUCAUACAUUAUCUGGUCCUGACCAUCUUGCUGCCUUAGCUCCCUUGUCCAUUGGAAGAACAAGAAUAGAGAGUGCUAUAGUUGGAUCCCUUUGGGGUUGCGGUCACGAUGCAGGUCAAAUGAUUUUUGGAUUGCUGUUUCUUCUGCUCAAAGAUCGUUUACACAUCGAGAUCAUUCGCACCUGGGGAACUAGAGUUGUCGGUAUAACUCUUCUAGUCAUAGGUGCUAUGGGAAUACGAGAGGCUUCUGAGGUACCCGCCCCUUGUGUUGCUCUCGAGAAUGGCGAGUGCCUUGCUGAGCCACUGGAUAUUAGCUCCACAGUGAAGAAAAAAAUUGGAUUUGCGACUUUUGCAACCGGUAUUCUGCAUGGUCUGCAACCAGAUGCACUGAUGAUGGUCUUGCCCGCACUAGCACUUCCAUCCCGGGCAGCUGGUGCUGCCUUCCUAUGCAUGUUUCUUAUAGGUACUGUGUUUGCGAUGGGGAGUUACACAGUAUUCAUCGGUUCAUGCACGGAAGCACUGAAAGAGAGGGUACCUAAGAUUACAGAGAAACUGACAUGGGCGGCUUCACUAGUUGCUAUAUCUCUGGGAUUUGCUCUUCUUAUUAGUCAGCUCUUUGGCUUCAGCUUGUACUAAUUCUUUUCAUCGACAUUUUUUUCCCCUUUCCAAUGUUAAAUCUCUACAGAGGAGUUUGUUCAUCUAAGAAUUAGCUUACUUUGAACAAUGCCAUUCCAUUUCAGCCGCUGGGCAUCCGAGACUUUGUUUAUGUUUACAGGAGCAAAGAUUCAACAGUAUUUGUUAUUUA